Molecule: messenger RNA, 2422 nt
Organism: Eupeodes corollae
Lineage: Eukaryota; Metazoa; Arthropoda; Insecta; Diptera; Syrphidae
Gene: Gat
Product: sodium- and chloride-dependent GABA transporter 1
Exons: 12
Coding region: 234-2159 (641 amino acids)
Biological process (GO): sodium ion transmembrane transport
Cellular component (GO): membrane
Source: RefSeq, a predicted model, not a curated record
AUUUUAGUGAGCCUCCUCACAUAUAUCCCUUUAGUUCGUAGAGAGAUUUCAUAACGUUUAAAGAACGAAAGUGGCGAGGCGACACAUAUCAACCGUCCUCUCGAAUAUCUUAAUCUGAUUUGAAGAAAUCGAAAGGAUAAUAUACAAAAUAGUGUUAAAAUAUACCUAGUUUCGUUUUUAAUUUGUUUGUGCCACUAUUUUAUCGUUAGAUUUCAUUAAGAGUGAGCAUAAUCAUGUCUACUGGAAUUGAACGAGAAUUAGUUGAUACUCUUAACUUAAGAAACAAACGUAACGAUGAGAAUAUUGAAAUGCCGGGAAUCAAUAGCUCUUCGGAUGCAGUUCCAACUAAAACACUGUCAACAGCAUUAACUGCAACUUCGCAUCAGGUGGCAAAAUCACAUAACGUUCCUGAACGUGGUUCAUGGUCUUCGAAAUUAGAUUUUAUUUUAUCAGUUGUUGGUCUAGCUAUCGGCUUAGGUAAUGUCUGGCGUUUCCCUUAUCUGUGCUACAAAAAUGGAGGAGGAGCGUUUUUGGUGCCAUAUUUCGUAACACUUAUUUUGGCUGGUAUACCAAUGUUUUUUAUGGAACUUGCACUUGGACAAAUGUUAACAAUAGGUGGACUUGGAGUCUUUAAAAUUGCUCCUAUAUUUAAGGGUAUAGGAUACGCUGCUGCAGUAAUGUCUUGUUGGAUGAACGUUUAUUACAUCGUUAUUUUGGCAUGGGCAACCUUUUACUUUUUUAUGUCUAUGAGAGCAGAUGUUCCAUGGCGUACGUGCAAUAAUGUAUGGAACACAAUAAAUUGUGUUAAUCCUUAUGAAAGAAAGGAGCUUCUAUGUUGGGAUCAAGUGAGCAAAGUAAAUGGAACAAUUAAGAAGAUUUGUUCAGUAGCAGCUAGUAAUGUAUCAGCUUCUGAAUUAUCCGAUCCAGUUAAGGAGUUCUGGGAACGUCGUACACUUCAAAUUUCUCCUGGAAUUGAUCAAGUUGGUAGUAUUCGAUGGGAAUUAGCUGGAACUCUAUUGACUGUGUGGAUCUUGUGCUACUUUUGUAUAUGGAAAGGAGUUAAAUGGACUGGCAAAGUGGUUUACUUUACUGCACUAUUUCCCUAUGUUUUAUUGACUGUUUUACUUAUUCGUGGAAUCACUCUGCCUGGAGCCUUAGACGGAAUAAAGUUCUAUGUUAUACCAAACUUUUCAAAAUUAUCAGAAUCAGAGGUAUGGAUUGAUGCAGUUACACAAAUCUUCUUCUCCUAUGGACUCGGAUUGGGUACCCUCGUUGCUCUCGGAAGUUACAACAAGUUUACAAAUAACGUCUACAAAGAUGCUCUGAUUGUUUGUUCAGUAAAUUCCAGCACAAGUAUGUUCUCAGGAUUUGUAAUAUUUUCAAUAAUUGGGUUUAUGGCUCACGAACAGCAGAGGCCAGUUGCUGAAGUAGCUGUUUCCGGGCCUGGACUUGCGUUCUUAGUCUAUCCAUCAGCUGUAUUACAAUUGCCUGGAUCGCCGUUGUGGUCAUGCUUAUUCUUCUUUAUGAUACUUUUAAUCGGAUUGGAUUCACAGUUUUGUACAAUGGAAGGUUUUAUAACUGCAAUUAUUGAUGAAUGGCCACAACUGUUAAGAAAGCGCAAAGAGAUCUUUAUUGCCGUAGUUUGUAUGCUUAGUUAUUUGGUUGGGUUAACGUGCAUCACACAGGGAGGAAUGUACAUAUUUCAAAUUCUCGACUCAUAUGCUGUUAGUGGUUUUUGCCUGCUCUGGCUGAUUUUCUUCGAAUGUGUUUCAAUUUCAUGGUUCUAUGGAGUUGAUCGUUUCUACGAUGGCAUCAAGGAUAUGAUUGGAUAUUAUCCAAUAGGUUGGUGGAAGUUCUGCUGGUGUUUUACAACUCCGAUGAUUUGUUUUGGUGUAUUUAUAUUUAAUUUAGUCCAAUGGACCCCAGUUAAAUAUUUGGGCUACAGCUACCCACUUUGGGCUCAAGCCUUUGGAUGGUUUACAGCACUGUCAUCAAUGCUUUAUAUUCCUGCAUACAUGAUUUGGCUUUGGAAUAAGACACCCGGAGACAAAGAAACUAAAAUUGGACUUAUCGUUAGAAUAGCCGAUGAUGUGAAGAGCCUUCGUGCAAAAAUGCAACAAGAAAGUGCAAAACAAAUGGAAGAUAUGUAUUCAUUGUAAAAUGGUUUAAUUACAUAAGAUUUUAUCAACUUAGAAAAAAUCGAAACAAAGUUAAAUUUAUUUAUUCGGGCGCAAAACUAAACGAAUUUUUACAAAGUAAAAUUAAAUUAAUAACUAUAAAAUAUUAAGAAUAAUUUAUAUGUUCUAAAACAAUAUAAAAAGAAUAUGCACAAGUCAUGCAGUUUUAUAAAACGCCAAAUUUAAUAUAAGUUUAAAAAAAUAAAACAAACAUACAAAAUAAAACACCAAAAUGUUUUAAUAUU